Molecule: messenger RNA, 3713 nt
Organism: Calidris pugnax (ruff)
Lineage: Eukaryota; Metazoa; Chordata; Aves; Charadriiformes; Scolopacidae
Product: toll-like receptor 7
Exons: 2
Coding region: 77-3292 (1071 amino acids)
Biological process (GO): toll-like receptor signaling pathway; positive regulation of interleukin-6 production; toll-like receptor 7 signaling pathway
Cellular component (GO): plasma membrane
Molecular function (GO): protein binding; pattern recognition receptor activity
Source: RefSeq, a predicted model, not a curated record
CUGCUGUUGUCUUGGGUGAGUUAUGGCACGUUACACUCUCCUCUGCACCUGAGCUGAACCACUGGGAACCUCUUUUAUGCUGUUGGCUUCUGCUGGGAUUUACAGUCUCCUCCAGCCACAAAUUUGCCAGACCUGGAAGCACACAAAAAUGGUUCCUCGUGCAAAGAUGUCAAAGUCAUUGCCAUUUGUCUUGCUCUUCCUAUUUCCGAUGCUGCUGUCAGGAGCUUGGUUUCCCAAAAGUUUACCCUGUGAUGUUAAAGCUUCUGAAGGUACUGUGACCGUGGACUGCACCAAUCGCCGCCUCAUUGAAAUACCUAGAGGGAUCCCAGCAAAUGCUACCAACCUUACCCUGAGCAUUAACCACAUCCCCUAUAUCUAUCCAACAUCCUUUGCUCAUCUUGACAACCUCAUGGAGAUUGACUUCAGGUGCAACUGUGUGCCUGUCAAAAUGGGACCCAAAGAUAACGUGUGUACCACAACACCAAAGAUUGAGCGUGGCAGUUUUACUGCCCUGACAAGACUGAAGUCCUUGUAUCUGGAUGCCAACCAGCUGUUGGAAAUACCCCGGGGUCUUCCCAUUAAUUUAAGUCUGCUGAGCCUGGAAGCGAACAGCAUCUUUUCUAUCCAAAGAGCUAACUUGUCCGAGCUAGGAAACAUAGAAGUGUUGUAUCUGGGACAGAACUGUUACUACCGUAAUCCAUGCAACGUUUCAUUUGAAAUUGAAGAAACGGCCUUUCUGGAGCUGCAGAAAUUAACAAUACUUUCCUUGAAGUCCAACAACUUGACUCAUAUUCCAGCCCAUUUGCCAUCGACUUUAAAGGAACUGUAUAUUUACAAUAACAUGAUUCAAGUGAUUCAAGAACAGGAUUUAAGUGCCCUGCACAACCUAGAAAUUCUUGAUCUAAGCGGCAAUUGCCCACGUUGCUAUAAUGCCCCAUAUCCUUGUCUACCCUGCCCCAGGAGCACAAUUGAGAUUCAUCCAGAGGCUUUUUAUUCCUUGAAAAGUUUAAGAAUUUUGAGACUCCACAGCAACUCUCUUCAGAGCGUACCCAGCAGCUGGUUUCAAAACAUGAAGAAUCUCAAAGAGCUUGACCUCUCCCAAAAUUUCCUCCUAAGGGAGAUAGGAGAUGCUCAGUUUUUGCGGUAUAUCCCUAGCCUUGUUGAGCUUGAUCUGUCCUUUAAUUUUGAACUGAAGAUGUAUUCUCCAUUCUUGAAUCUGUCUAAGACAUUUUCCUCCCUCUCUAACCUGGAAACCCUCAGGCUCAGGGGUUAUGUCUUUAAUGAACUGAAAAAAAGUAAUCUAGCUCCAUUGCUCGGUCUCAGAAAUCUAACUGUGGUGGAUCUUGGGACUAACUUCAUUAAAAUAGCUGACUUGAAAGUGUUCAAGGAGUUCCCUGCUCUUAAACUCAUAGACCUCUCAGUGAAUAAAAUUUCUCCUUCUUCAGAGGAAAGCAAUUCUUAUGGAUUUUGCUCUAAUCCUCGGAUUUCAGUAGAGCAAUACAAUAGGCAAGUAUUACAAGAAAUGCAUUAUUUCAGGUAUGACGUAUAUGGGCGAAGUUGCAGGUCCAAAGACAAAGAGGCUGCUUCCUACCAAUCUUCAGUUAAGGAAGAGUGCCUGAGGUACGGAGAAACUCUGGAUUUGAGCAGAAACAAUAUCUUUUUCAUUAACCCCUCAGACUUCCAGGGACUUGGUUCCCUCAGAUGCCUCAACUUGUCAGGUAAUGCAAUAAGUCAAACCUUAAACGGAAGUGAAUUCUCUUCCUUGUCUGGAUUGAAAUAUCUGGAUUUUUCCGACAACAGGAUUGACUUGCUCUACUCAACUGCUUUCAAAGAGCUACAACUUCUAGAAGUUCUAGACCUGAGCAACAACAAAUAUUAUUUCUUGGCAGAAGGUGUUAGUCACACGCUGAGUUUUAUGAAAAACUUGGCCCACCUGAAGAAGCUGAUGAUGAAUGAGAAUGAGAUUUCUACCUCUAUUAACACAGGAAUGGAAAGUCAAUCUCUUCAAAUUUUAGAAUUCAGAGGAAAUCGCUUGGAUGUUUUAUGGAUGGAUGGCAAUGCUAAAUACUUGUCAUUCUUCAAGAAUCUGACCAGCCUGGAACAACUGGAUAUUUCCUUCAACUCACUCAGUUUUUUACCUGCGGAUGUUUUUCAAGGUAUGCCUCCAGGCCUCAAGACCCUCAACUUAACCAAUAAUCAGAUGAAGAGUUUCAACUGGGGAAAACUGCAGUAUCUGAAGAAACUCGUAACUCUGGACCUCAGCAAUAACCUUCUCUCUACUGUUCCCCGAGAACUGUCCAAUUGCUCUUCAACACUCCAAGAACUGAUGCUCCGAAACAAUCGCAUUCAGCGACUAACCAAACACUUUCUCAGAGGUGCUUUUAAAUUGAAAUACUUGGACCUCAGUGCAAACAAGAUCGAGAUAAUUAAGAAAUCUAGCUUCCCUGAAAACGUCAUUAACAACCUGAGGAUGCUGCUCUUGCAUGGCAAUCCUUUCAAGUGCAAUUGUGAUGCCGUGUGGUUUGUUUCCUGGAUCAAUCAAACUCAAGUGACUAUUCCUCUUCUGGCAACAGAUGUGACCUGUGCAGGCCCAGGGGCACAUAAAGGAAAGAGUGUGGUUUUCUUGAAUUUGUAUACGUGUGAGCUGGACACCUCGUAUUUGAUCCUGUACGCUCUGUCAGCCUCAACUGUCCUAGCCUUAAUGGCGUUCACAGUGAUGAACCAUCUCUACUUCUGGGAUGUGUGGUAUAGUUACCAUUACUGCACUGCCAAGCUGAAGGGCUAUCGGCGCCUCCCUUUACCAGAUGCUUGCUACGAUGCUUUUAUUGCCUAUGACAACAAAGAUCCGGCUGUGAAUGAGUGGGUGCUGACAGAACUGGUUGAAAGGCUGGAGGAUCAGAAACCCAGGCAGUUCAAUCUAUGCCUGGAAGAAAGGGACUGGCUGCCAGGACAGCCCGUCUUUGACAACCUUUCCCAGAGCAUUCGGCUGAGCAAGAAGACCGUCUUUGUGCUGACCAACAAGUAUAUUAAAAGCGGUCGCUUCAAGACAACAUUUUACAUGGCCCACCAGCGCCUUCUAGAUGAAAAAAUAGAUGUCAUUAUCUUGAUAUUUCUUGAGAAGGUCUUGCAGAAGUCUCGGUAUGUCCGGCUGAGGAAGAGGCUGUGCAGAAGUUCUGUCCUGGAAUGGCCCACUAACCCCCGAUCUCAGCCCUACUUCUGGCAGUGCCUGAAAAAUGCCAUAGCUACCAGUAAUACCCUGGCCUACAACAAGCUACUCCAAGAAACUGUUUAGCUCUACUGUAAACACUGCUCGGAUGCCUGGUGAGCAAAAGGUCCUAAACGUAACUUGGAGAAACUGUUGAGGUGUGGAGGAUAAGAGGAAUUGUGCCAUUGUUCCCAAAAUGAAACGUGCAAUUGGUCCUCAAGCUGAUAGUACACUUGUUUUGCUAGGACAAGAUUGAACACAAACUGUUGCUGGCACAGAUGUUUAUCUGACACUUGCUUGGCAUGGAUUGCUGCCCAGCAGGAGAAGAUGCACUACCCACUGGAAGCCCUUGCUUUAGAAGAGAAUCACCACGUCCAGCUUUCAGUUUGCUGGGGGCCUCCAGCAUCUUUUGUGGUUGGGUCAAGCAUGGGUGAGACACUUGCCCGGCUUACUCCAGUACCCAGACUGCCGGGAGGAGUCUGGCCGUGCCUUAAAUUGCUGCUGUUCA